This is a messenger RNA of Eimeria necatrix, 3372 nucleotides long. Its product is annotated as ftsJ-like methyltransferase domain-containing protein, putative. Lineage: Eukaryota; Apicomplexa; Conoidasida; Eucoccidiorida; Eimeriidae. Gene Ontology annotation, molecular function: methyltransferase cap1 activity. The record is from RefSeq and is a predicted model, not a curated record. The coding region runs from base 1 to 3372 and encodes 1123 amino acids. Gene Ontology annotation, cellular component: cytoplasm; nucleus. The transcript is spliced from 17 exons. Gene Ontology annotation, biological process: 7-methylguanosine mRNA capping.
AUGGACGGGUCACCAUGGGGGGCCCCCCCGGGGGCCCCUGAUUGCGUUGCAGAAGACAUUGAAAUAGAAAAGCAAUAUGCUUUUAGUACUUCUUUGCUCAGUUUGCAACUAGAGGGGCCCAUAAUUCCUGGCAGCGAUCCUCCGUGCGCUCACUGCAAAAGCAAACGCAUAAAGUGCAUCUGCGAGUCCGUCAAGCUAGUCGGCAACACCCCGGGCUACGGGGCCCCAGAACUAGAAAAGGUGGUUCAGCGGCUGGAGGAGCGGCGCAACUUUUUGUCUUUUAUUCCAAUUGAUGAGUGGAAAAGACAUACAGCAAAAACUGAUGUUUUGAAAAAAGUGAUUCCAGCAAUUAAGCAGAAGGUGCGCGACAGGGAAGGACACGCGCCAGAGCUGCUGAUAAACUCGUGGACAAAGUUUUACGAAAUUCUCGCAAAGACCCCAAUCGUGAAGCCCAGGCUGCAGCACUUGCUGCAGCAGCAGCAGCAGCAGCAGCAGCAGCAGCAGAAGCAGAAGCAGCCUAGGGUAUUUAAGAGCAUUCAUCUUUGUGAAUGCCCUGGUGGAUUUGUAGCCGCCACAAACCACUACGUUAAAACUGAAGCCCGAGGGGUUUUCUUCUCGUGGCGAGCUGCUUCGCUAAACCCUUACUUCGAGGGCUGCAGCCCUUUGGAGGUUUUGGACGACGACGAGCUGUACAGACACUCCGAGAGGCGCUGGAUCAGCAGCCCCGAUGGAAGUGGAAAUCUUUGCAAAAAAGAAAAUAUUGAAUUUUUGUGGAAACAACUGACUCGCCAAGCCCACCCCAGCGUGCCCCCCUUCGGCCUGGCCGACUUGGUGACGGCCGACGGCUCCUUUGAUGUGCAGCACAACCCCGCGAAGCAGGAGGAACUUGUGGUUCCUCUGGUGUAUGCGGAGCUUGUCGCCAUUCUGGGGCUCGUCCAGCUGCACGGCUCUGCUGUCAUAAAAGCUUACAGCCUUCAUUCUCACCAUUCUGUUUCUCUUCUUGCAAUUCUCAGCAUGUGCUUCGAGCGGGUGGCGGUAGUGAAGCCGCUGAUGAGUCGCUCGGGCAACAGCGAGGUGUAUCUGCUGGGGCUGGGUUUCCGUGGGAUCCGAUCCCCGUUGCUGCGGGCACUUUCGAGUGCUGUGGACAGCUUUAGUUUGGAGAAGGCCAUAAUUCCCAGAGAGUGGAUCCCAGAUGCCUUUUUGGCGGAAUGCCGAAAAUGCGCGGAGUUCUUCACGCAGCUGCAGGCGGAGCACAUUGAGCUGUCUAUUGAGCGAUACAAAAGCAUCACAUCUCAUGAGCUUUGGCAGCUGUCUUUGCAGAGGGAGCAGACGGCAGCAGAGUUCAUAGAGUCCAACCACAUCAAGCCGAUUCGCUUUGAAGACCGACUUGUCCCCGACAAAGACUUCGUGAGGGAGUGGGAAGCUAAUGGCUACACCAAUUCCACUAGAAAAGGCAGCAGGGAAAGGGUGCAGGGUGUGCUGGCUGACCGCAUCCGCUUCCGCGAGGUGUACAUGCAGCUGCAGCAGCAGCGGGAACAGAAGUGGCAGCAGCACGGUGGCUGCAGCAGAGCUUUGUGUCUUUUGACUUCCCAAGCAGGCAUUGAUGCACUGCUGCGGUGUACGUACGCCCCCUUUGAGGAGGCCAAAACAAUGAGCGAGAGUGGCGGCGAUGGAGAGUUACCUGGUGCGAUUGCAAUCAGCGAGUUUUACUCUAUCGAUGACGAAGAAGACAAUCAAGAAGCGGCCACACAGGAAGUCGAAGCUACAGCCACGUGGCUGUGUCUUUAUCCAGAGGAGCCGCAGCAGCAGCAGCAGCAGCAGCAGCAGCAGCAGAGCGCGCCUGACGUGGCUUCUUUUCUCACCACGUUCACGGCCCGGGCUCGCCAGGGCUGGAGCGAGCAGCAGCAGCAGCAGCAGCAGCAGCAGCAGCACCGUGCCACCUGGGUUCCGUCUGCUGCUGCAGUUGCCUGGAGAGAUGAAAUGCUGCAAGGAUUGCAAAAGGGAGAAUAUAAUGCAAGACCAUCUUGCUGGCUAUACCCCCUCAGGCCCUUAGUUCCUUACACAGUGCAGAUAAGCCGAUUUGCUGAUGACCGCCUUAUGACUGUUGUGGGACAGCUCCGGCACCUGCUGCCGUUCCUAGUGCCCUUCUCCAUUGCGGACUUUUUGCUGCUGGAGGGCCGGCCCUCUGCACUUGGCGAAAAGCUGGGGGGGCAGGAGCUGCCCCCCAGCAGCAGCAUAGACUUGUUGUUUGCGCUGAAGCAAUUAGAGGCCACCCCGGUGGGCCCCUCAGUGGUAUUUUCUCCAGGGUCUUCAAGACGGGGGCCCCCGGGGCCCCCUGAGAAGGACUUCCCAGCCCUCUGGAGAAAGAAGUACCCUGUUUCCGUGGAGAUCAGCAGCUGGGGGGCCCCCCUGGCUCUCCCGCUGCAGUUGAUGCUGAGGCGGCACGGCUGCAGCUGCUUCGUCGUGCUGAACCUCCCGCUGCAGCAGCAGGAGCAGCAGCAGCAGCAACAGGAGCUCCGGAAGCAGCCUGUGACCCGGGAGGUGCUGGAAGCUGCAAUUCCCAAGGCCGGGCCUCUCUUGGGAGUCCAGGAAAUAGAUGUUUUGUCCGCAUUCGCAAGAGGAGAAACAGCAGACUAUAUCAAACGCCAAGUGCAAGAGAAGGUGCUGUCGAAGCUGCCUGGCGAUGGAGCCUCUUUGGUGUCUUUGGACAUCACCGGAGUGCAGCACUGGCGGCGCGAAGAAGCAGCACAAGUUGAAGGAGAAGAAGAAAAAAACAAUUUUGAAAAAGGAGAAAAAAAAAGAAGACAAAGAGGACUUGUUGUUCAAGUCCACGAAGAAAUCGCCCAGGCCGAGAUCGAGGCGGGGCUUUUGCUGCUCGCCCAGAUCUUUCAGGGGCUGCUGCUGCUGUGUCCGGGCGGCGACUUGCUGCUGCGAAUCCACAGCAGCUACACGCGCUACACUGCGUCUUUGCUGCUGCUGCUGUCUUUGUGUUUCGGCUCCAGCUGUCUGUACAGGCCGCCCUCAGUGGCCUGCUGGAGCGGCGAGGGCUUCUUCCUCGGCAGAAGCAAAAGAAAAAACGAAACUGGAUUUGUGCUGCAGCUGCUGGGCACAGCGUGGGGCCUCUUGGCAGCAAAACACAAGGCCGAGAAGGCCUCGCCAGCGCAUGCAGAGCCCCACAGGCUCAGCGGCGAACCCAGCAGCAGCAGCAGCAGCAGCAGCAGCAGCAGCAAUCAAUUCAAAUUUAAAGUUGGAGCCGAUUUCGUGGACUGGGGAGGCCUCACUGCCCACUGGGCACUGCAGCAAUGCAUCAAGGCCAAGUUGUACACAGAGCAAAUAGCAAACAGGCGCGCAAACCCCAAACUUCCAUUAUAA